GGGUGGCGCGCCCGGAGAGCUAGCGGCUCGGUGCGGCGCGGCGGCAGAGGUUUUGGUAUGAACAGGAUUCGGAUCCACGUCUUGCCGACCAAUCGGGGGAGGAUCACCCCAGUGCCCAGGUCCCAGGAACCCCUGUCUUGUUCAUUCACUCAUCGCCCAUGCUCGCAACCUCGCUUGGAGGGGCAGGAGUUUUGCAUUAAGCAUAUCCUUGAAGACAAGAAUGCACCCUUCAAGCAGUGUAGUUAUAUAUCAACGAAGAAUGGAAAAAGAUGUCCCAGUGCUGCACCAAAGCCUGAGAAGAAAGAUGGCGUGUCUUUCUGCGCUGAACAUGCCCGUAGGAAUGCCCUGGCACUUCAUGCUCAAAUGAAGAAGACCAAUCCAGGGCCUGUGGGUGAAACACUCUUGUGCCAGCUAAGCUCUUACGCUAAGACAGAGCUGGGGUCUCAAACUCCAGAAAGUAGCCGCAGUGAAGCUAGUCGAAUUCUGGAUGAAGACAGCUGGAGUGAUGGGGAGCAGGAACCCAUUACUGUGGAUCAGACAUGGAGAGGUGACCCUGACAGUGAAGCUGAUAGCAUAGACAGUGAUCAAGAAGAUCCCCUAAAACAUGCUGGUGUCUACACAGCAGAAGAAGUUGCUCUGAUAAUGCGUGAGAAGCUAAUUCGUUUGCAGUCUUUGUACAUCGAUCAGUUUAAACGACUUCAACAUCUGCUCAAAGAGAAGAAGAGACGUUAUUUACAUAAUCGCAAAGUGGAACAUGAAGCUCUAGGUAGUAGUCUCCUGACUGGACCAGAGGGACUUUUGGCCAAAGAACGAGAGAACUUAAAGCGUCUGAAGUGUCUUCGGCGGUAUCGCCAGCGUUAUGGAGUGGAAGCCUUAUUACACAGGCAGCUGAAGGAACGCAGAAUGCUGGCCACAGAUGGUGCUGCCCAACAGGCUCACACGACUCGUUCCAGUCAGAGGUGCUUGGCUUUUGUGGAUGAUGUUCGUUGUUCCAAUCAGUCUCUUCCAAUGACCAGACAUUGCCUUACCCAUAUUUGUCAGGACACGAAUCAGGUUCUCUUCAAAUGCUGCCAGGGGUCUGAAGAGGUACCCUGCAACAAACCAGUUCCUGUAAGCCUCUCUGAGGAUCCCUGCUGCCCACUGCAUUUCCAGUUGCCUCCUCAGAUGUAUAAGCCCGAGCAGGUACUGUCUGUGCCAGACGAUCUGGAAGCCGGCCCCAUGGAUCUGUACUUGAGUGCUGCCGAGCUUCAGCCCACUGAGAGUUUACCUCUGGAGUUCAGUGAUGACUUGGAUGUUGUGGGUGAUGGUAUGCAGUGCCCUCCUUCACCCUUACUUUUUGAUCCUUCACUAACCCUUGAAGAUCAUUCAGUCAAAGAAAUUGCCGAAGGCCCGGUGGAUAUUCUGGGCCAGAUGCAGAUGGCUGGAGAUGGGUGCAGAUCACAGGGGUCUCGAAAUUCUGAGAAAGCCUCUGCACCACUGCCUCAGAGCGGAGUGGCUACUACAAAUGGGAAGCCAGAGCCCUCUUCUAUCAGUUGAUGAUUUGUUUGGGAAACCAUUUAUCUGACUUUGGUGGAUUUGAAUUUUCCAUUCUUUUAAACAAGUAUUUAUGACUGUCUCUCGCUGAAGGACACCUCCGACUAUGGCGUUUUUCCUCUGGGUUAUUGAGUGCUGUAGUCAAACAUAAACCGGAUUUGUUGUGGGGGGACCAAGAGUGUCUUCCCACUCUGCGCAGGGAAGAGAGAGAUAGGUGAUUCCUGUCAGAGCUGCUGGGACUGAGAGUAUUUGGGAUUGUGCCUAAGGGAGAGACAUCUUUGUAAUGGGAAUUCCCAGGUCCAGGCACAAAUACGCAUAGGUGUUUAGGUAGGAGAUGUGUGUACCUUUGGGUUAUUAAUGGAACCCAGUGUCUGAUUAUCUCUAUCUAAUGGCCUGUGUUUUAGCCUUUCUUCACUUCUUACCUGAUUGGUAAUCUGAACCCCUCCUUCCUCCACUGAACUCUAACCUAUCAUCUCUGAGAAUAGCCCACAGGACUGGGCCCUCUUUAAUCAUCCAUCUUGCUUCUAACCUAUGUAAAUUUCUGUAGUGGCUAUCUUAUGUAAAAUAUAAUAAAAAUUAUUGUAUAUAGUUUCUAUUAAAUGUUAAAAUGUUAUGAAAAUGUAAAACAAUUGAAUGCAUGUUUUCUUUGUAUUUGAAUGUGUAUAUAUAUUUUUUGGGUCCUUAGGGAGUUGUAUCUGAUGGGAAAGGGAAAAACAGGACAGGUUAACUUCCAUCCCAAGAAGUAAAAUACAUUUUCAGGAGCUUGGUUUGGUUUGGAAGGUAAGAUAAAAACCUGUAAGAAGUAAAUGGAAACGGGUGGAACUUCCUUAUUAAAGCCUACCAGUUUUAGAAAUCUUCCUCUUUUCAUUCUGCUCUUUGUGCCACCUACUCCCAUUUGCAUUUCUUUUCUCCCAAUUAAUGUCUGAUUAUCAUCCCCAAAUUCUCUAGAGCUAGGAAUGUAUGUAAAAAACUUGUAUUGAAGUUAAGCCUGAUGCUGGAGCAGAGAUAGGUGUAAACUGUCAAGAUCAUUUUGAUGAUGAAUCUAAAGAUAGGAUUAAAAUAAAAGUUCACUUAGGACUGAGUUACCUAUGCUAGAAGUUGUCUGUUACAGGCAUGCCUUGGAGAUACGUAGGUUAGGUUCCAGACCACUGUAGUCAAAACAGAUACCUUGAUAAAGCACGUCAGGUGAAUUUUCUGGUUUUCUAGCACAUGUAAAAGUUACACUGUACUGUAAUCUACUAAGUGUGUAAUAGCGUUAUGUCUUUAAAAAGUCAUAACUUAGUUAAAAAAUAUAGCUAAACAGUGCUAACCAUCUGAGCUUUCAGCAAGUGGUAAUCACUUAUCAUAGAUUAUCAUAACAUAUAAUAAUGAAAUCGUGCAAGAUUUACAAAUGUGACACAGACACAAAGUGAGCAAAUGCUUUUGGGAAAAUGGUGCCAGUACAUUUGGUCGUUGCGGGGUUUCCACAAACCUUCAGUUUGUAAAAGAAUGCGGCAUCUGCGAAGUGCAAUAAAGUGAAGCACAGUAAAGCGUG
Enhydra lutris kenyoni (northern sea otter) is the source of this 3067-nucleotide messenger RNA. RefSeq names its product KAT8 regulatory NSL complex subunit 2. Lineage: Eukaryota; Metazoa; Chordata; Mammalia; Carnivora; Mustelidae. The transcript has 10 exons. The record is from RefSeq and is a predicted model, not a curated record. Bases 58 to 1536 code for a protein of 492 amino acids. Gene Ontology annotation, cellular component: NSL complex.